This is a messenger RNA of Penicillium crustosum, 7437 nucleotides long. RefSeq lists its product as uncharacterized. Gene Ontology annotation, molecular function: 3-oxoacyl-[acyl-carrier-protein] synthase activity; phosphopantetheine binding; oxidoreductase activity. The record is from RefSeq and is a predicted model, not a curated record. Bases 1 to 7437 code for a protein of 2478 amino acids. Gene Ontology annotation, biological process: fatty acid biosynthetic process; secondary metabolite biosynthetic process. NCBI's taxonomy places the organism in Eukaryota, Fungi, Ascomycota, Eurotiomycetes, Eurotiales, Aspergillaceae. The transcript has 2 exons.
AUGCCUGGUGGUGUUAGAGACCUUCCCGCACUCUGGGAGUUCCUGAAGGAGCAGAAAGAUGUACACAGGGAGUUCGAUGAGCCACGGUUCUCAGCCAAAGGGUUCUCUCACCCCAACCCAGAUCGUCCUGGUACUGCGGUGGCCAGAAGUGGGUUCCUGUUGGACGAGGACCCACGACUAUUCGAUGCAGCUUUCUUCGGAAUCACGGACAACGAAGUAGAGACAAUGGAUGCGUCCCAACGGAAACUUCUUGAGGUUACAUAUGAGGCCUUCGAGAAUGCUGGCGAAACUUGGGAAGGUGUAUCUGGCUCUCGCGUUGGCGUGUUUGUGGGUGACAUCUCUUUCGACAACUAUCUGUCCCAAACUAGAGAUUGGGACUACAGUGGAAAGUAUUCGGCCACUGGUUCAUUCCCCAAUAUGCUGGCCAAUCGCAUUCACUACGUUUUCAACCUCAAAGGGCCUAGCCUGUUAGUCAACAGCGCGUGCACUUCUGCUAUGUACGCCCUUCAUCUAGCUAUGAAUUCAAUCCGCAAUGGAGAUUGUGAAUCCGCCAUUGUGGCGGGGUCCAACUGGAUCAUGGACCCUAAUUGCCACAUAGCAAUGGGGAAACUCGGUGCUCUUUCUGCCACUUCUCGAAGUCAUACUUUCGACGCAUCGGCUGAUGGCUAUGCACGUGGUGAGGGAUUCGCUGCUCUUUACCUGAAGAAAACUUCACUGGCCAUUGAAGAUGGAUCACCAAUUCGAGCCUUGAUUAUGGGCUCUGCGAUCAAUGCAAACGGCCGUACCAACGGAAUUACCAAUCCCAGUGGUCCUGCCCAAGAGAUCGUCAUUCGAGAAGCAUAUAAGAAUGCAGGAGACCUUGAUCCUUCUCAAACUACACUCCUCGAGUGCCACGGAACUGGCACCCGAGUUGGUGACCCAACCGAGAUCAAAGCGGCUGGAAAUGUUUUCGGUCCUUCACGGUCCUCUGAACGAAAUGAUCAUCUGGUGGUGGGUUCUGUUAAGACAAACCUCGGUCACUUGGAGGGAGCUUGUGCCCUUCCAGGAAUAUUGAAAGUGGUCGCAGCUCUUGAACAGGGAGAAAUCCCGCCGACUCUCGGAUUUCAGACUCCAAACCCGCGCAUUGAUUUCGAGGAGGCGAAAGCCCGGGUGUCCACCCAGGUUGAGCCGUGGCCCAAAGAUAAACUCAAGCGAGCAAGUAUCACGUCUGCUGGUUUUGGUGGUACCAACGGACACUGCAUCAUUGAUGAUGUCCACAACCUCCUUCCAUCCUAUAUCAAGCCCGGUAUUGUUGGUCAGCAUGUCGAGCGACUGAAUGGACAAAACGACAUCAAUGGCAAAAGCGGCACCAACGGAGCCAACGGAGCCAACCGAGUCAACGGGGUCAACGGAGUUAACGGAGUCAAUGGAGUCAAUGGAGUCAACGGAGCCAACGGAGCCAACGGACAUUCGAAUGCCAGUUUGCUGUCAAAUGGUUCUAGCAACCCAUUAGAUCAAAGAAAGCAUCAUCAUCCAAAGACUGAUGCACUGAAAUUGGUCCGAAAGGCUGACGCUGGCACUCGGAAACUGGUAGUACUUCCUUUCUCGGCGCAUAACCAAACCUCACUUGUAGCGAACAUCGACUCAUUGGGUCAAGUCAUCCACCAGCACUCGCUGGCCGAUGUUGCCUAUACCCUUAGUGCUCGGCGCUCGCGCUUCAUGCAUCGAUCUUACUGCAUUGUCGAUAAGGACCAGGUGCCAGAGAUGGGACUGAAGCAGGAAAAAGAGCUUGAAAUUGUUAGCUCGCCCCAGCAUGUUUCGGUUGGGUUCAUCUUUACAGGACAGGGUGCACAAUGGCACGCCAUGGGCGCCGGGCUUUUCCAAUACUCUGUUUUCCAGAACGUCAUCUUGUACCUGGACAGCAUCCUUGCCAUGUUGCCUGAGCCCGCCCCGUGGAAGAUCGCCGAUUUUAUUGCUGGAAAUUGCGGGACGGAUGACAUCCAGACUCCUGCAGUAUCACAGGCCGUUUGCACGGCUGUCCAAAUUGGUCUCGUUGACCUCCUUGCUUCAUGGUCCGUUCGGCCCGCGGGUGUAGCGGGCCAUUCUUCCGGUGAAAUUGCAGCAGCGUAUGCGUCGGGACGAAUUACUGCUGCCGAAGCUAUUGUAGCUGCUUAUUACCGUGGCUAUAUGGUUUCCUUCAACAAUAAGAGGGGCGCGAUGCUGGCAGUCGGCUUCGGCCCUGAGAAAGCAAUGGAGUAUAUCAGGGAGGCUGAUGUAGAAGACCGAGUCACGGUUGCUGCAAUCAACUCCUUUGAUAGUGUUACACUCUCCGGUGAUGCUGAUUGCGUGGAAGAUCUGAGCGCAAGACUGUCCAAGGAGUCUAUCUUUAAUAGACUGCUCCGCACGGGUGGUCUCGCAUACCACUCCCACCACAUGUUACCAUUUGGCUCGGCAUAUGAAGAGCAUGUCAAUGAUGGUCUAAGUCAUAUAAGGAGCCUUGGUGUUGAUACCACAAGUUCAAAGUAUCCUUUUAUUCCUUGGGCUUCUUCGGUUACUCCAGACAAGAGUACCACUGAAGUGACUGCAUCUUACUGGAGGGCUAAUCUUGAGUCCCCAGUACGUUUCACUGAUGCCGUAUCAAAUCUUCUGAGCCUUCCGGACCUGAAUAUUGGUGCCCUAGUCGAGAUAGGUCCGCAUCCUGCCCUUAAAGGCCCCUUGGGACAGAUUACAAAAAGCCUGGGAAAGGUCAUUCCGCAUAUCGCGUCUUUGAAAAGAAAUCAAGAUGCCCAAAGAUCACUCCUAGAAUGCACUGGAACCUUGUUCGUGCACAAUGUUUCUGUCAGCCUGGUGGCUGUCAAUGCGAUCGAUGGACAGGGGCCAAAAGGAGAGCACUAUUUGGAGUACGGCUGCACUGCAAUCGACCUACCACGGUACAAGUAUACCUAUGGACCUAUCAAAUACCACGAGAGCAGAUUGAGUAAAGAAUACCGGUUACGUCCUACUCUUCGCCACGACCUUCUGGGAUCUAAAGUGCCAGGAACAACAAAGCUUCGGCCCCAAUGGCGGAAUAUGCUUCGCCUGAAGGAUCUGGGAUGGCUAAAUGAUCACCGUGUGCCCCCUCACGUUUUACACCCUGGUGCCGCUCACAUUGUCAUGGCCAUGGUCGCUGCAGAGCAUAAAUACAACGAAUUCCCCGAUGCUCUGCCAAUAAUUGGGCUAAUCAUGCGCAACGUUUCGAUCAAGAAGACACUGGUAGUUCCAGAGGAUGAUCACGGCAUCGAGAUUGUGCUGAGCAUGGAGCUUGAAGAUGGUGCUACCGCCAAAUCGCCAGGCUGGGCCAGCUUCUCCAUUGCCUCGAUAGUCCGUGACUCAGACCAAUGGACCGAGCACUGCUCGGGUCAGAUUAAGGUGGAGGUGGCUAAGUUUGAACAAGCCAUGCCAAUCGACACCACUAUGGACGGACGACUAGUGGAUGCUCAAACCUGGUACAAACGCUUUGCUGACAUGGGCCUCCAAUUUGGACCGUCGUUCCAAGGCUACUCGGACAUCCGUGCUGAUCCAGCCAAAAACAUUGCGUCUGCCAAGUUGGCAUUGAAUACCACAGCCGGUAUGUUCCCUGGUGGUGAGUCGACUUAUCCCAUUCACCCGGCUUCUUUGGACCUGGUGAUUCGCCUGGGUCUCAUGGCGUGCAACGGCGGCCAAGCAGAAACGGCCAGUGUCCAGCUUCCGAUUCAUUUCAACCAGAUGAAAUUUAAUUACGGUCACCUGGAAGGCCGGGAUUGGGCAACUGGUGUGUCCCGGGGCGAGCUGCGCGGCCUCCGUGGGGCGUACGCCCAGCUACAGAUGUUGGACGAGGAAGGCAAAGUGAUGUUGGAUAUAGACAACAUGCGUUUCACAAGUCUUAACAACGAACAAGAAUCUCCAUCCACCGGAGACCGCGUCGGCAAGGCAUAUGUUAGCCCUUUUGCGCGCCUCGUAUGGAGACCCGAUAUUCGUACCCUAUCCAAGGAUCAGUUCAACGAGGCUCUGACAUCUUACCAAGACAACUUUGGAGAAUUCCCACAGCUUUGCAGGAUUUUUGACCUGGCUGGACAUGCUAAUCCAGACUUGCGAGUUCUGGAAUUGGGCGUUAGCAGUAAUGCGGGCGCAACUCAAGCGAUCUUAAAAGUACUCAUGGGCUCGAAUAGUAUCAAGCGCUAUCGGGAGUAUGUUGCUACCGACAUCACGGAAGAACGGCUCGAAUCGGUUCGAGAAAGCACAACUGAGUUCCGUGAUGUGAAAUAUUCUGUUUUGGAUAUCAACAAAGAUCCGUCAGAGCAAGGCUUCCAGUCAGGUUUAUAUGACAUUAUCGUUUGCUCGAAUGGCCUGCAAACUCCCCAAGCAAUGCAACACUUGAAGAGGCUUGUCACUCCCACCGGGCGCUUGAUUCAAGUGAACGGCACAGGAAGUGAAAUCGUCCCCGAGAGCCUUCAAAAUGUGGAUUUUGAACUUGUCGGUGAAGUGACUGAGCCAGUCAAUCAUUCUAUCAUCACCGUUCAUGCUCUUCGUUCCAUAGAACAACAUCAAAUUGACUCUAACAGGCUCGUGCACUUCCUUCACGGAGAUCAAGGACCCCCAGAAUUAUUGAAUCAACUUGCCCAGGUACUUGGGGAGCUUGGACUUGCCAUCAAAAUCUCUUUGAUUGAUGAUGCACAGACCGUCGUGUCGCCCAACUCCCACGUGGUUGCGUUCUUAGACGGCGACAACCUCUUAUUCGCAGCAAAUCAGCAUCGAAUUGGAUUGUUUCAACACCUGGCAGCGAAUACUAACAGCAUGAUAUGGCUCACAUCGUGCGGUUUGGUUAAGGGUCGCAACCCUGACGGAUCCUUUGUCUCUGGACUGCUGCGCACAUUAGCAGCUGAGAAUCCUGCCGGUCAGUUCCUGUCAGUCGACAUCGAUGCAGAAGAUUUCCGAGUCCGAGAUACCGAGAUGGAUAGACUAGUCAGGUCCUUGGUCGAGGUUGUUCUCCCAUUGCAGCAAAACCCAGAGCACAAUCGCGAAAUUGUUGUGAAUCACGACUUGGCCUGGCAAGACGGGAACAUGUGGGUGAGCCGGCUUGUUCCUGACACUGAGCUUCAGGGAUAUGACGAGACUGCUGCGGACGAUCAAAAUAUCAAGGCAAUCCCACUUUCCACUCUUGGUCCCGUCCGUGCAGCUUUCAAAAUCCCUGGUCUUCUCACAUCCCUCUAUUUCAAGCCAUACACCGAGCUCUGGAACGCCUUGCCGCAAGACUGGAUUGAGAUCAAGCUAGAGGCCGUCGGUCUGAACUGGAAAGAUCUGGGUCUAUGCUCUGGUCGAUUUGAUCAAAACAAUCUGUCGAAUGAGUAUGUCGGUGUCAUCUCCGAUAUAGGGUCCUCUGUACAUGGCUUUAGCAUCGGUGACCGGGUUUAUGGUAUGGGCAAGGGCCACUUUGGAAACUAUACACGUGUACCCGCGGUGCUUGCACAGAAGUUGGAAGCUAGCGUUGCCUCAUUGGAUGCUGCAACGAUGCCCUUGGUCUACAUGACAGCGGUGUAUGCUUUCGAGCAUAUCACUCGCGUGAAGGGGGGCUCAAAGGUUCUCAUUCAAUCGGGCUCGGGUGGUCUUGGACUGGCAGCUAUUCAACUGGCCCUGUCCAAGGGUGCUGAUGUCUAUGUCACGGUGGGGACCGCAGACAAGGCUCAAUUCCUGACCGAUGUCAUGGGAAUUUCCUCCGACCACAUCUUCUCCUCUCGAAAGCUAACAGAUGUACCUCGCAUGAUCCGCGCAACUAAAAAUGGAGGAUUUGAUGUUAUUCUCAGCACAUCGCAAGGAGACAUGCUCCAUGAAUCGAUUGAAGCAUUGGCACCGCUUGGUCAUCUGAUAGAUGUCGGCCGGAUGGAUGUCACGGGCGCAAAGACAGUUGCUCUUGAGCUUUUCCAGAAGAGCGCAAGCUUUACUUCGUUUGAUCUAGGCCUGGUGAUCGAACGCGAUCCUGAACUUGGCGGAGAUCUCAUGUCCACAGUCAAUCAGCAUUUCCGCGCCGGCCGCAUUGGCCCUAUCCGUCCAUACCAUGUGUCGGAUAUCUCUCAGCUUGAUCAAGCAUUGUUGAAGCUGUCCAAAGGAACACAUAUCGGCAAAAUGGUGAUCUCCUAUCAAAAUCCUAGUUCUCUUUUAAACGUACACCAGUCUGUCACUCAUGCCCGGUUUUUAUCAGAGGCUAGCUACAUUCUUGUUGGCGGAUUGAGUCCUCUUGGACGAUGUAUCAUCCGAUGGAUGGUUAGUCGAGGAGCUCAGCACUUAUCCGUUUGGUCAAGAAGGGGUGCAGAUAAUCUCUCCCCUGAAGCUGCAGCCUUGAUUAACGAAAUGGCGUCCCAGGGUGUCCAUAUACAGAUUGUGACGUGCGAUGUCAGCAAUCGCGAGCAGGUCCUCCGUAGUAUGCAAGAUGCUAACUCUGAGCGCGCCGUGCGAGGAGUUUUCAAUUAUGCAGUUUCCUACCAGGACAUCUCGUUCGAUAAAAUGACCGCGGACAUGUUUUACCAAGGCAUGGCGGCCAAAGUGUUUGGUACAAAGAACCUACACGAAGCGACAGCCAACCUGCCUUUGGACUUUUUCACGAUGACCUCUUCUCUGGGAACUGUCUAUGCGUUCCCAACGCAGAGCACGUACCUCGCUGCCAACAACUUCCUCGAUUAUUUCGCACGUUACCGGCGGCAAUCUGGUCUACCGGCAACUACAGUGUCACUCGGGUUCAUCAAAGACUUGGGAGCUCUCACCCAGGAUGAGGUCACCGUUAAUUUGUUCGCGCGCACGAAAGGCCAAACAGUCACUGGUAAUCAGGUUCUGCGUGCUCUGGAGCCCGCAUUCGUGAAAGACUUGAACACGAAAGACCAAUGGCUUGGUCGCUCGGAGGAUCCUCUAUCCGCGGCCAAUAUUUUUACCGGCAUCGACCCAGCCGUUUUGGCGAACAUGAAGCGAGCGGAACCUAAGGGGUCUGCUUCAAGCACUGUGCCCCGAUGGUACCACGAUCCCCGCGUGUCUUUGAUGCUGCGUGCCAUGGACGAUGCUUGGCGUUUUGGGAAUGAAGGGGGUAGCGACAAAGCGACAUUCGGGUUUGAUGAUGCUGACGCGUCACCUGCUGUACAACUUCGUCGGCACUUUGAGGCAUCAAUGAAGAGAAUUAGAAAUGGCCAGGAUGAAAAAGAGGUCGCAGAGACUGUGAAGCUCGUCAGCGAUGCUAUCAGGACCACAGUAGCGGGCAUGUUGUUCAUCGACCCUUCUGUGGUGAAGGAAAGUCACACAGUAGUUGACCAUGGAAUCGACAGCUUGCUGGCUGCAGAGUUCAGGACAUGGCUAAAUUCAUCCUUUGGGAAGAACAUUAGCAUGUUGCAACUUAUGGAUGCGCGAUCAAAUAUUGGUUCCAUCGCGCGGGUCAUUGUGGAGGAGGCUAUCGGGGCUUAG